Molecule: messenger RNA, 3513 nt
Organism: Manis javanica (Malayan pangolin)
Lineage: Eukaryota; Metazoa; Chordata; Mammalia; Pholidota; Manidae
Gene: SIMC1
Product: SUMO interacting motifs containing 1
Molecular function (GO): SUMO polymer binding
Source: RefSeq, a predicted model, not a curated record
GGGAAGGGGCGGGGCCUGCUGGGUGAUGGCCGCGGGUGUCGCCACCGCCGCCUCAGCAGGAACAACCGAAGUCGCCGCCGCGGUCGCCUGCGUCGCCGACAGUCCGCGAUCUGGUUCGGCCGCGGCCCGCAACCAUGGAGGACUUCAUCGUGAUCUCGGACGACAGCGGCUCCGAGAGCUCCGCGGGGACCCGCUCGGGCCGGGCGCGGAGGCUCCGCCGGGCCCUGUCCCGGACCGCCGGCGCCCUUCCCCGCCGGACCGUGGUAUUGUUCCAACAUCAUUUAUUGAAUUAUCUAUCCUUUUUACCGAGUGGUUUGAAAUAUUACCUUUAUCAAAUGGACUUCAUUGACUUAACUGGAGAAGCCAGACCAAGGACAAAGGAUCGCAAUGGACUCUGUGUGAUUGACCUGACAAGAACUGAGGACGAAAAUAGCCCUAUUGCCACUCUUGACUUGACUCUAGAAUCUGUUGCUCCUUCCCAGAAGGAGCCAACGAGUCCUCAGACAUGUGCCAGCCUCUCCAGCAAAGAGGUGAUGGACAGAAGCUCUCAGCCUGCAGCACAGAGAAUCAUUAACAGCGAUCCUGUGGAUUUGGACCUUUUGGAAGAAAACAUGUUUGAGGGUCCCCAACUCCCAGUGUCCAUCAGUGGAGAUUCUGUUCAUCCAGCAGAGCCAAAUUGCAGCUCAACCACAUUCAAAGGUGACCUUGGUUUCUUGGCAAGCCUACAGCUGUCUUCAGACAUUCACUCCUUCUCCCCAACAAGCAAUAAUGGUAGCAGCAGCAGUCAGAGAGCACCCUUGCCAUGCACACAGCAAGAUGUACCUUGCCCACCACUAGCCCUGCCAUGCCUACUGCAAGCCUUGCCAUGCCCACCACAAGCCUUAUCAUGUCCACCACGAGCCUCCUCAUGCCCGCCACGAGCCUUGUCAUGCCCAUCACAAACCAUGCAGUGCCAACUACAAGCUCUGUCUCACUUGCCUCAAGAAGUGCCAUACCCUCCUCAAGAUGUGCCAUAUUCUCAGAAUGUGCCAUGCCCCCAGCAGAAUAUGCCAAACUCACCUCAAGACUCAUCAUGGCAUCCUCAAUACUCAUUAAGUUCACCUCAAGACUUACUCUGCCCACCUCAAGAUAUCCUAGGUCCAUCUCAAAACAUAGCAUAUCCACAAGAUGUAGCGUACCUGCAAGACAUGCCACGGUCACUGGAAGAUGUGCCACCAGCAGACCUGCCACAGUCACUGGGAGGCAGGCCACACUCACCAGGAGACGCUCCACAGUCACCAGGAAGUGUGCCACAUUCACCUGGAGAAGCUCCCCACUUACCAGAUGUGCUAUGUUCACUUGGAGACAUACCACACUUGCCAAGAGACUCACCACAGUCACCUGGAGACUUGCCUCAGUUACCACAUGACAGGCCUGACUCUCCCCAAAAUGAUGUAAAGAACUGUGACACUCCUAUGGAUUUCUCAGCUCCAUCUUCUCCAAUGUCCCCUCCCAGCCCACAGUCUCCACAGUCUGAAACUUCCUUAGAGAGAGUUCCUUGGCUCUCUGUCACAGAAACUCCAGCCAGAAAAGAGAUAUCACUGCCAGACCCUGCCAACCCAGGGCCUGCCCAGGUACAAGCACAACCACCACAAGGUGGGUUGUACAACAGACCGUGCCUGCAUAGACUGAAGUAUUUCUUACGACCUCCAGUGCAUCACCUUUUCUUCCAGACACUAAUACCAGACAAAGAAACAAGAGAGUGCAAGGGUCAAAAAUUAGAACCCAUCCCUCAUCGAAGACUAAGAAUGGUAGCAAACACCAUUGAAGAAAAUUUUCCCCUGGGGACUGUGCAAUUUCUGAUGGACUUUGUGUCACCCCAGCAUUACCCACCCAAAGAGAUUGUGGCUCACAUCAUCCAGAAAAUCCUGCUCAGUGGCUCUGAGACCGUGGAUGUCCUAAAGGAGGCCUACAUGCUUCUCAUGAAAAUUCAACAGCUGCAUCCAGCUAACGCCAAGACAGUAGAGUGGGACUGGAAGCUGCUCGCUUAUGUCAUGGAGGAAGAGGGACAAAAUCUGCCUGGACGAGCCUUUUUUCUUCGUUACGUAGUACAGACUCUGGAAGACGACUUCCAGCAGAUCCUGAGGAAGCAACGACAGCACCUGCAGCAAUCCAUUGCGAGCGCUGUGCUGUCCUGUGACAAGCAGCCCCACAACGUCAGGGAUGUUAUAAAGUGGUUGGUCAGAGUAGUAACUGAAGAUGGAUUAACACAGUCCCCAAAUGGGAGUCAGACCUCUUCAAGAACAGGAAUCUUGAAGACCAGCAGUAACCUCCCUUCUCCCCAGCCUAACCUGACAAAGAGCACCAAUCAGCUGGUUGUGUGCCAACUGCAGAGGAUGCUGUCCAUAGCCGUGGAAGUGGACAGGACCCCCACCUGCAGCUCCAAUAAAAUUGCUGAGAUGAUGUUUGGGUUUGUGCUGGACAUUCCUGAGAGGAGUCAAAGAGAAAUGUUCUUUACUACCAUGGAAAGCCACCUUCUGCGCUGCAAAGUGUUGGAAAUCAUAUUCCUCCACAGCUGCGAGACACCCACUCGCCUGCCCUUGUCUCUGGCACAGGCACUCUACUUUCUGAACAAUUCCACAUCGCUGCUCAAGUGUCAGUCAGAUAAAACCCAUUGGCAGACAUGGGAUGAACUGGUUGAGCAUCUGCAGUUUCUGUUAUCCAGUUACCAACAUGUUUUAAGAGAAACUGCUCAUCAGCCUCAGCUUUUCCAGGAAGAACCGCUCUGUAUGUAGGUAUAGAUCCAGUGUGUACACGGGAGAGGGUGAGUUCAGGUUCCUCCCAUGCCACCAUCUCGGACCAAGUCCAAAACUGUUUCUUUUAAACAGAAUUACUACAAACCAAAACCACAGCAAAGUGUAAAUAAAGCUCAGGAUUUCUUUGCAAUACUUUUCCUAACUAGACUAAAUCUCCCUGAAGAUGUUAAAAAGUGAAUGAAUGUCUUUCAAGUUGUUAUAUUAAUUUGAAAGAUAUGCUCAAUGUUUAAUAUACAUUCAUUGUUUAAAUCAAAAAAGGGUAAAAACUAAAAUGGAAUACAAAUUUUUUAAUGUGUAAAAUUUCUUGAGGACCAGUGAAAAUCAGUAACAAAGGACCUUUUGGGAAUGAAGUUGGCACUGGUACUUACAUGACUUUUGACCUGUAUCCCAUAACCUGUGAACAAGAUUUUGCCCAGACUCUAAUAGAAUUGCAUGUAAUCUUCUUAAAAUCAUGAAGGAAUAAAACACAGAACAGUUGAACUGACAUUUUCCCUCUUACAGAGCACUUACGGAGUUCAGUGAUCGAUCGCAAAGACUUAAUCAUCAAAAGGAUUAAGCCCAAGCCCCAGCAAGGAGAUGACAUCACAGUGAUGGACGUGGAGCAGCAGAUUGAGGCCUUUCGCAGCCGCCUGAUCCAGAUGCUGGGGGAGCCGCUCGUCCCACAACUCCGAGACAAAGUGCACUUGUUGAAGCUCCUGCUCUUCUACGCUGCAGACUU